CGGGAUCCAAUCGAGGCCUAACAGCAUCGUCUCCAGUUUGGUCCUAUUAGCUCGUGAUUGAUCGCGGAGAGGAAGCAAAGACACAAACGUCGGUCUAAGGGGAAGCGCCUGCCGGGGGGACUUCUCCCUCCAGACCCACCUGGAAGCUGCCUCACCUUCUCUCGCUACCGAGGGUCUGUCAUACAAAGUGAAAUCCAUCCACUAGGGAAUUGCGUGGCAGGAAGGUGUGAUUUUUAUUUAGUUUGCUCCUGAUUCCUUGUUUGCAUAGCACCUGCGUGCCGCCUGCAGCCCUGGGGUUCAGCUCUGUCAUCUGAGCCAUGAGGAUCUGGUGGCUCUUGUUCGUCUCCGGGGCCUGCGCAGGGAUGGUGAGCUCACAGGACACCUGCAGGCAGGGCCACCCUGGCAUCCCCGGGAACCCAGGUCACAAUGGAUUGCCCGGGAGAGAUGGACGUGAUGGAGCAAAGGGCGACAAGGGGGACGCAGGCGAACCAGGACAUCCUGGUGGCCCAGGGAAGGACGGGAUGACCGGAGAGAAAGGAGAACCAGGAGCCGAUGGAAACGUUGAAGCAAAGGGCGUCAAAGGUGAUCAGGGCUCAAGAGGCCCCCCAGGGAAACACGGGCCAAAGGGACUUGUGGGCCCCAUGGGAGAGAAAGGCCUCAGAGGAGAGACCGGCGCCCAAGGGCAGAAGGGGGAGAAGGGCGACGUGGGUCCCGUUGGCCCAGAAGGGCCAAAGGGCAGCACUGGACCUUCGGGCCCAACUGGUUUACCUGGCCCCGUGGGCCCCACCGGAAAGCCGGGUCCCAGGGGAGAUGCCGGCCCCCUGGGGCCCCAGGGUGAGCCCGGAGCCCGGGGAAUGAGAGGCUGGAAAGGGGAUCGAGGAGAAAAAGGGAAAAUUGGGGAGACGCCAGUCUUGCCCAAAAGCGCCUUCACCGUGGGGCUCACGGUGCUGAGCAAGUUCCCUCCGUCAGACGUGCCCAUCAAGUUCGACAGGAUCCUGUACAACGAGUUUGGCCACUACAGCGUGGCCACGGGGAAAUUCACCUGCCACGUCGCCGGCGUCUAUUACUUCACCUACCACAUCACCGUUUUCUCCAGGAACGUCCAGGUGUCUUUGGUCAAAAACGGGGUAAAAGUCCUGCACACCAAGGACGGUUACAUGAGCUCCGAGGACCAGGCGUCCGGUGGCAUCGUCCUGCAGCUGAAGCUCGGGGACGAGGUGUGGUUGCAGGUGACGGGAGGGGAGAGGUUCAACGGCCUGUUUGCGGAUGAGGACGACGACACCACGUUCACGGGCUUCCUCCUGUUCAGCAGCGCGUGAUGGGUCGGGGGGCGGGGAGCGGUUCUAACUCUGUCUCUCCAUCCGCCUGAAUCAGCUUGGUGAAGACAUUAUUUGAUGGUUUUACCACGUUAAUUAUAUCACCACUGUCAUAACCAUAAAAAGGUGAAAGUAGGAAAGUUAUUCCUAAAACUGAGUCUAUAGAACUCGCUAUCCUUCCGAGAGUAAAUGUAAAACUACCUGCUGUGUUUAUUACAGUGUAUUUGAUAUUUUCCAUCAUUCCCGUGAUCUGAAGAAUCCUUUGCUCAGGCGUUCCUUGUGGGGAGUGUUUUGAUAUCAUUUUAGUGCUCGAACUAGCCGUGUGAUGAUGUAUCUCCCAUCUGAAUUCCUGAGGACAUUACAGGGAAAGAAAAGGAAGUGUUUAUUCCCUCUGUGACUAAUAAGAGUUUGGGCUGGUGACAGUGGCACAGCCCAGGAAACUGCAGGACACUCUGCUCACUUUCUAUCUUGGGUUUUCAUCACCAUUCAACUCAACAAACAGUUGUUAGUAAACUGUUUGCCAAACUUGACUCUGUUUUAGUUUCCCUCCGUAUCCACAGUUCCGUAUCUGCAGAUUCAACCAACCAUGGUUGGAAAAUAUUUGGGAAAAAAAAAAAAUCAGGAAGUUCCAAAAAGCAAAACUUGAAUUUGCCAACCUGGAAACUGCUGACAUAGCAUUUACACUGUACUAGAUAAUUUAAGUAAUCUAGAGGGGAACUGCCCUGUGGUCCAGCGAAUAAUCCCCUCCUAAAAUUCUGGAAGCGUUAACUAUGCUUACGUUAACUCCAUACACUUUUCCAUUAGCUGAGAGCAACUAAUAAAGAAGCAAGAGGAGACAAGCCCAGUGCAUAUUCAAGCGACAGCAUCUUUCAGAUCACAGCCUGGGACUCUGACGGACUUACGGCCGUUCUCUCCACACGUCAACCAAGUCAGCGCAGUUGUGACAGUAUCUUCAUUCCUUGGGAAAAUGGGAAUUUUCUGAAUUAUCAUUAUAAGCAGUCAGCACUGCUAUAGAUGAAAAGGUGAAAAAUUACUUGGUUUUGGAAAACUUUGGAUAUAUGUGGAAAUCAUUUCUGUUUAUAGGCAUUUUAUUGGCUUUCCUUAAUGUAUGUUUCUUCUAGAACAGAGCCAGGACUCGGGUGAAGCACGUGAGACACCCCAAGUCCCCCACUUGCCUUGGCGCCCUAACGUUGGCCCAGCUGUAGGGACUGAUCAUUUUCUUUAUUGAGCCAGAGUGUCCUUAUGCUUUGGCUUCUUUCAAUUGCAAUAAGCCGAGCUGUUUUUCCCCAGUGUUAAGUCUGGUGUUGUUAUGGACCAAACAAUUCGUGUACUAACUCCCUUCUAAUUAGGGUCAGAACUUUAUAGGUGAGAUAGGCAUAAAGGAAAAAAGUACAGUUUAUGACCAGAAUAUUGGAUACAAGCUUUCAUAAAUUCUUUUUUUUUUGCAGGGCAAAUGUAUAAGAUGAAAUGUAAAACAUGUUAUAAAGAACUUCAAAAGGAUAAAGUUGAUUGGGGAGGUGUCUGAUCUGCCAUUUGGAAUUAUCUCUCAUCUGCUGUCUGUGGAUCUGGUCUGCAGUUUUUACAAGUCUAACUACGCCAGGCUCCCUGAGACACAAGACACCUCGUUAACGUAGCACAAGCCAGCAUCCUUUGAGGGUGUUUUUACGCUUCAAUUGUUUGCAUUAAAAAUGGUUAGGAACCAUUCUGGGCUAAAGAAAAGCUCUUAGAUUUGAAACUCCUUUUAAAAAAUAUGAUAAAGUAAGUAGUUUUGUCACAUAUAUUGAUGAAUAUUUUUACAUGGCAGAU
Messenger RNA from Orcinus orca (killer whale), 3122 nucleotides. RefSeq names its product C1q and TNF related 9 (gene C1QTNF9). The transcript has 5 exons. The record is from RefSeq and is a predicted model, not a curated record. Gene Ontology annotation, molecular function: protein binding. Lineage: Eukaryota; Metazoa; Chordata; Mammalia; Artiodactyla; Delphinidae. The coding region runs from base 318 to 1319 and encodes 333 amino acids.